Molecule: messenger RNA, 864 nt
Organism: Neohortaea acidophila
Lineage: Eukaryota; Fungi; Ascomycota; Dothideomycetes; Mycosphaerellales; Teratosphaeriaceae
Product: fungal ATP synthase protein 8-domain-containing protein
Exons: 2
Coding region: 196-552 (118 amino acids)
Biological process (GO): proton motive force-driven ATP synthesis
Molecular function (GO): proton transmembrane transporter activity
Source: RefSeq, a predicted model, not a curated record
CACACAAUGAGCACCAUCAAUCUUCCCACGACGCAGCGCCGGAAGUGGCAGCAGAGUUUAUCCGAAUUUUCGCCGAGCGGCUCCUCCCGCUCCCGACGGGCGAGCUUCUCCUCUCCGCCAACACCGUGACGAACUUCUCUUCCCACCGCCAUCCACCACCUCCAACGCCCCUCAACCAUCACGAGACCGGUCACAAUGGUGUCUCAACGCAUUAUGCGGGCGCCCCUGCAGCUCUCGGCCACCCGCUUCACCCCAAUGGCCUUCCGAGCCGCGGCCAUUGCGCCCUUCAGCACCAAGCCAGCUGCCGCGCCGAAGCAGCAGCAGGCACAGCAAGCCGUCGUCAGGAAGACAUGGUUCGCGGCACCGCCUGCCCCGAGCAAGAACAUGACUCCGCUCAAGGCCGCCAUGCCUCAGCUCAUCCCCUUCUACUUCGUCAACGAGGUAGUGUACGCCUUCACCAUCAUCCCGCUUCUGACGUACGUCUUCUCGAAAUACCUCUUGCCCAACAAGCUGCGGCUUUUUGCGGCGCGGCUGUUUGUGAGCAAGCUAUGAGGAGAUUAUGGGCUGCGCGGGAGAGGAGGAUACGAGGAAAGAGAUGUGGGAGGAGUGAUGGCGUGCCUACAUUCAAUGUAGGGCAUUGGCCAGAGUGACAGGGUGGAGGAUAGAAGGACGAGGAGUGGUUUCUUUUGUGUUAAGUGUAUAUAACCACACCAACAAGAAAUCAUCACACAUCUGUACUCCCCCUUUCCAUCAGAACAGUGCCAGCCGCUAUGCUUGCCAUUACAUGAGGGGUACGGAAGGGCCAGCGGUGUUGCGAACAUCACGAAUCGGUCCAAUAUGACUGGCGCAAGGCAUCACUUGGCA